Colletotrichum incanum is the source of this 1791-nucleotide messenger RNA. The record is from the annotation of a GenBank genome assembly. NCBI's taxonomy places the organism in Eukaryota, Fungi, Ascomycota, Sordariomycetes, Glomerellales, Glomerellaceae.
AUGGCCGAGAGGAUAUCGUAUGCGGUCGAGACAUACGGGCUCCUGCCCACGAGCCACUUCGGGGCUCGGAAGCAGCGAUCGGCAGAGCAGGCGCUGGUUCUGCUCCAAGAGCACAUCUACAGAGCAUGGAGGAUAAGAAAAGUCCUCAGUCUGGUCAACGGUCACGACUCUGAGGUCCACUCCCUGCCUCAGGCUGGGCUACCUCAGGGCUCACCGCUGUCUCCUGUCCUGUUUCUUUUCUUCAAUGCCGACUUGGUCCAGCACCAGAUCGACGAGGAUGGAGGUGCACUAGCAUUCGUUGACGAUUAUACGGCUUGGGUCACCGGGCCAUCACGAGAGGCGAACCGGCAAGGAAUCCAGGCCAUCAUAGAUAGAGCACUCGACUGGGAAAGGCGAAGCGGGGCGACCUUCGAAGCAGACAAGACGGCCAUCAUCCAUUUCACGCGUAACUGGAGACGGCCAGAGGACUAUGCCACGUUCGACAUCAACGGUGACACCGUUCGGCUUACAGACCGGGUGAAGAUCCUGGGCGUGGUGAUGGACAGUAAACUCCGCUUCACCCAACAUCUCGCAGGAGCUGCGACCAAAGGCCUAGAAGCGGUGUUGGAGCUCAGACGACUUAAGGGCCUGUCUCCAUCUCCGGCGAGACAACUCUUCGUGGCGGCCGUGGCACCUACGAUGGAUUACGCAUCGAACAUGAGUGCCAUCAGCAGAGUACAGAGAAUUGGAGCCCAGGCAAUCGUGGGUACCUUCAACUCGGUAGUUACGGCAGUUGCCGAAGCGGAAGCCGGCAUACAAUCAGUCCAGGAGCGGUUCGACAGGAAAGCGAUCAAGUUCUGGGCGCGCCUUCGGACAUUGCCCCAGAGUCAUCCGCUGCGACGUAUCAAGACCAACAAGUGCAAGAGGCACAUCUCGCCUUUCCAGAAGAUGGCCGCAGCCUACCGCGACCUACCCCUGGACAUAUUAGAGAACAUCAGCGCUUUCUCGCUACCACCCUGGAAGAACCGUGUACAGACGGUGGCUGAAGACGACGGAGACGAGUUAAGCGCUGCAAUCAAGACAGGCUGGGCCGCUAGGGCUGCAAUAGCCACUUCGGCAAAAAAUGAUAUCGUGGGCUAUGGAAGAGCACUGCAUCUCUCCAGGUCACACACGGGAGGCGGUUUUACGACAACGGAACAGCGCACAGCUGGACCUAGGAUGGAGCAGAAUCCGUUCACGGCAGAGCUCGCAGCAAUGGCAACGGCGUUGGAUUCACUCGCAGAGAGGGUCCGUCACCUAGUCAUAUACCUAUUCUCCAGCAGUAAGGCCGCCGUGUCAGCAGUAAGCAGACCCCGGCAGCAGUCAGGCCAGCAGGAAAUUUGGCGUAUCUACGAGGCUAUCAACGUUCUCAAGAACAGAGGCAACAGGGUGUCACUCUUCUGGCUUCCGGCCGGAGUAAAGUCGAAGGUCAUGAAGGAGGCCAAGGCAGCGGCAAAAGAAAGUACCCGACAAGGGGAGACAGCUAGGAAGAGGCCUACCAGGGCAUACUCAACCGCGCUCGGAAACGCGCUACAGAGAGCACAAGCGAUCAACCGUAGACUACCGGAAGGCGUAGGAAACUUCUCGAAGAAGGUCGAUGCCGCCCUCCCGGGGAUACAUAUGCGCCAAUUAUAUGACGACCUAUCACGGAAACAAGCCAGUGUACUGGCGCAACUGCGGACCGGAAUGGCGAGACUCAACUGGUAUUUACACCAGAUGGGGGCUGUCGCCACAGACCAGUGUACAUGUGGACAAGCGACAGAAACGGUCUAG